Rhinopithecus roxellana (golden snub-nosed monkey) is the source of this 1507-nucleotide messenger RNA. It is a transcript of the gene SLC38A8, whose product is annotated as solute carrier family 38 member 8. The record is from RefSeq and is a predicted model, not a curated record. Gene Ontology annotation, molecular function: amino acid transmembrane transporter activity. Lineage: Eukaryota; Metazoa; Chordata; Mammalia; Primates; Cercopithecidae. Bases 86 to 1393 code for a protein of 435 amino acids. The transcript is spliced from 11 exons. Gene Ontology annotation, biological process: amino acid transmembrane transport.
UGCAGCUGAGUCACCUGGAGUGAGCCUGAGUCCCAUCCCCGACAGCCAAGGACUGUCUGGCACCUUAAAGGUUGGAUUUGGUGCCAUGGAGGGACAGACCCCAGGAAGCAGAGGCCUUCCAGAAAAGCCUCACCCUGCCGCAGCCGCUGCCACUCUGUCCUCAAUGGGUGCUGUCUUCAUCCUCAUGAAGUCCGCCCUGGGAGCUGGCCUGCUCAACUUCCCCUGGGCCUUCUCCAAAGCGGGCGGCGUGGUCCCUGCCUUCCUGGUGGAGCUGGUCUCCUUGGUCUUCCUGAUCAGCGGGCUGGUCAUCCUGGGCUAUGCUGCUGCUGUCAGUGGCCAGGCCACCUACCAGGGCGUGGUCAGGGGGCUCUGUGGCCCCGCCAUCGGGAGGCUGUGUGAGGCCUGCUUCCUUGUCAACCUGCUCAUGAUCUCCGUGGCCUUCCUCAGGGUGAUCGGGGACCAGCUGGAGAAGCUGUGUGACUCCCUCCUGUCUGGCACCCCGCCCGCCCCGCAGCCGUGGUACACAGACCAGCGCUUCACCCUGCCCCUGCUCUCCGCGCUGGUCAUCCUGCCCCUAUCUACCCCACGGGAGAUCGCCUUCCAGAAAUAUACAAGCAUCCUAGGCACCCUGGCUGCCUGUUACCUGGCCCUGGUCAUCACCGUGCAGUACUACCUCUGGCCCCAGGGCCUCAUGCCCGAGUCUGGUCCUUCACUGAGCCCUGCCUCCUGGACCUCUGUGUUCAGUGUCUUCCCCACCAUCUGCUUCGGGUUUCAGUGUCACGAAGCUGCCAUCUCCAUCUACUGUAGCAUGCACAGGCGGAGCCUCUCCCACUGGGCCCUGGUCUCCGUGCUGUCCCUGCUGGCCUGCUGCCUCAUCUACUCACUGACGGGGGUUUAUGGCUUCCUGACCUUUGGGACAGAAGUUUCUGCUGACAUCUUGAUGUCCUACCCAGGCAAUGACAUGGUCAUCAUUGUGGCCCGGGUCCUUUUUGCUGUCUCCAUCAUAACUGUCUACCCCAUCGUGCUCUUCCUGGGGAGGUCGGUGAUGCAGGACUACUGGAGGAGAAGCUGCUUGCGGGGAUGGGGGCCCAGGGCCCUGGCUGACCCCUCAGGGCUGUGGGUCCGGAUGCCGCUGACUGUCCUGUGGGUCACUGUGACUCUCUCCAUGGUGCUGUUUAUGCCCGACCUCAGCGAGAUCGUCAGCAUCAUCGGAGGCAUCAGUUCCUUCUUCAUCUUCAUCUUCCCAGGUUUGUGCCUCAUCUGCGCAAUGGGCAUCGAGCCUAUAGGACCAAGAGUCAAGUGCUGCUUGGAGGUCUGGGGAGUGGUCUCUGUGCUGGUCGGCACCUUCAUCUUUGGGCAGAGCACGGUGGCAGCGGUCUGGGAGAUGUUUUGAUGGGCAGCCAGUGCCUGGCAGGAAGGGGCCCUCUGGAGGCUGACCCCACAUGGCUGCUGUGUGCAGCUGGGAGACCGAUGUCAUUUCUCAUCAUAAAGAUACUGGAGAGACUGA